UUGCCUGCCUUACCCAAAGAAGAAGAAGAAGACGCGCAGGCGCAGACGCAGACGCACAGCACGACAGGCUAGCUGACGUUAGCUGAAACCUGAAACACUGAAAGUUCCUCUCAGCCGGUCUCACCAUGAAAGAUGUCAGCGGGUUCCUCAAACAGCAGCAGAGCAGCAGCUCCACGCCGGAGAUGGCGGCAGAAUGGCACACUUUGGAGGAAUAUUACAACAAAAGGUUGUGGCAUCAGUUGACUCUGAAGCUGACGGACUUCGUUAAAGAUCCCUGCUUCAAAACAGGAGAUGGCCUCAUACAGCUCUAUGAUAACUUCAUCAGUGACUUUGAACACAGAAUCAACCCACUGUCCUUGAUGGAGAUUAUUCUGUAUGUAGCCAGACAGAUGAAAGACCCUAAAGAUGCCAUCACUUUUCUGGAGAAGACCAGAGAAAAGGUGAAGAGCAGCGAUGAAGCCGUUAUUCUCUGCAAGACUUCGAUCGGCAGACUCAAACUGGAGAUCAACGAUCUUCCUGCGACGAAGGUAAAACCUCUCACCGAGCUCUGCCUCUCACCCGAGCACAUUCAGUGUGUUUGGAGCGGCUGUUAGUGUCCACAUGUAACG
Molecule: messenger RNA, 608 nt
Organism: Notolabrus celidotus (New Zealand spotty)
Lineage: Eukaryota; Metazoa; Chordata; Actinopteri; Labriformes; Labridae
Gene: psmd13
Product: proteasome 26S subunit, non-ATPase 13
Exons: 6
Coding region: 126-593 (155 amino acids)
Biological process (GO): ubiquitin-dependent protein catabolic process
Cellular component (GO): cytosol; proteasome regulatory particle, lid subcomplex; nucleus
Molecular function (GO): structural molecule activity
Source: RefSeq, a predicted model, not a curated record